AAACAUAGGAUUAUUCCAAAGGACGCUUGGAUAUGGUGCCCAGACAUCGGUCUCAUGGCUAAAUCUCCAGCGGCACGGUAUAAAAUCCGAACACAUUCGCUGCCAUCAGUGUCACUUCUGCUCGUCGUCCGUUCGUUUGCUUCAGCCUGGUGCUCCGGACUGGUUGCCGACACUGUUCCUUCACAAGCCCUUCGUUCGGAUACGCAGUCAAAUAGAGGUCGUCUGUAUUUUUGAUAUGGUUGUAACUCUCUUGGCGUUCUUCUUGCUGGCAUUGUCUGCGACGGCAGCCCCAAUUCGACGGGCGAAUCCUUGCUUUGUUACCGGAUCCGUCGCGCUACCCGCCGAGGUCGCCGAUGGCUUACCCGCCAUUGAGAAUGCGGUGACUUGCAACACCGCGGUCCAAGUCGCGCCUGGUGUACCCGACCUCAUCUCAGGCGGUAUCGCCUACAGCACUAUCGACUUCCAGAAGUCCAAUCUAUCACCCAUUGGCUUUGCACUUCAAACCUUCGCCACCCCCUCAGAUCCGGCGACCGCCGAUCUCACUACGCUCCAGAAUCAACUGAAUGACUACCUUGCCCUCGAAGCCGGCACCCGCUCGCAGCCCAACUCCUCCGUUCUCCUCACCAAGCUCAAGGGACCGAAGUUCUUCCUGCAGUUCCAGAUCGCGCGCGUGAAGACGGCGCAAGGUCAGACGCUAGACGUCGCGGAUACGGUCGAGCAUCAAUUAGGAAAGGUCACUAAGAACGCCGUGGGUGCAUCGGCGGCUGAAAUCGCGCAGGUCAACGCGCUUGCGACGCAACUUUAG
Punctularia strigosozonata HHB-11173 SS5 is the source of this 805-nucleotide messenger RNA. RefSeq lists its product as uncharacterized. The transcript is spliced from 5 exons. The record is from RefSeq and is a predicted model, not a curated record. Bases 236 to 805 code for a protein of 189 amino acids. Lineage: Eukaryota; Fungi; Basidiomycota; Agaricomycetes; Corticiales; Punctulariaceae.